AUGAGCACUCUUCCAGAGACCUGUGACCAGGAGCUGAGAAUAGGUGCAAAGAAAGAACGAUGCCUUCAGGGGAAAAGCCUACUUCUGUGUACACUUCUUCUCAGUACUCUCCUUGGCUUUACACUACUUAUCACCUACAUCAUGAUGACUUGUGGUCUAGGAUCCUGUGAUGCCGAGCUGGGUCUAACACUGUUGGCCAGACUCCUGAAUUCUAGGAAUGACACUGUAGACCCCUGUGACGAUUUCUACAAAUAUGCCUGUGGCAGCUGGGAAGGUGAACACUCAAGCAGAACCACAGAAGAAUCACUAAAUGUAUUUGAUGUAUUGUUGGAAGAAAACCAGUUGAUCCUGAAAAGGCUUUUAGAGAGCCCACAGUUUGGAGUAAGAGGCUCAGCUACAGAAAAAGCAAUCCAGUUCUAUCGCUCCUGCAUGGAUACCCAACGGAUAGAAUCCCAAGGAACUCAACCAUUGAAGGACCUCCUAAAUCAGGUUGGUGGAUGGAAUAUCACGGGUGUGGGGAAAGCAAAAGAUUUUAAUGAAACUCUUCAGACUCUCAUGAGCAGAUACAGCACCUUUCCCUUUUUCAGAGUGCAUGUGGGACCUAGUCCGUUUGACCUCAAGGCCAAUAUUAUUCAGAUUGACCAUCCUGAGUUUGAGAUGCCACUUGAGAGUAAAUUCAAAGAUAAAAAUUAUCUUGAGGUUCUCCGUGUGUAUCUCUCAUAUUUGAAGAAACUGGGGGACCUACUUGGAGGGCCACAAGAUGGUUCCCUUGAUUCCUUUUCUCUUACCUUGUCCUUCAUCUCUAACCUCCAGCGAGUUGUCACCCCACUGCAAGAAAGACGGCAGAGGGGGAUGCUGUUCUUUCGCACUACCAUUAGGGAGCUACAGGAAAAGGCACCUGCUAUUGACUGGCUGUCAUGUCUCCAAGCUGUCUUCCAUCCUAUGCCAAUGAACCUCUCUCAGCCAAUUGCAGUGCAUGACAUGGAUUAUUUAAGAGGCAUGUCACAGCUCAUCGAACAAUGGCACAAGGAAAGGGUCCUUCAUAUUUAUAUGAUUGUUUGUCUGGUUGGGAAUCUCUCCCCAGCCCUUGACAGUCGAUUCCAAGAUGCACGCCUGGAGCUAUCUAAGAUUCUUUAUGGAAAAAAGGGAUCUAGAAUGAUCCCAGCUGAGCGCUGGAGGAAGUGCUUGACUGAUACCAGCUCUUUCUUUGAACCAGUUCUAGGGCAGAUGAUUGUGCAAGAAAUUUUCCCUCAGCAGACCAAGACACUUGCUGAGCAGAUGUUCUCUGAGAUCCAAGAUGCCCUCUAUGGCCAACUGGAUCAGUUGGAGUGGAUGGAUGAACAGACUCGCCAAGAGGCUAAAGUCUUGGUUUCCAAACUACAAGUGGAGAUUGGCUAUCCAGCUCACAUACUCCAGACUGCCAAAGUGAACCUGGAAUACCAGAAUUUGGAGAUAAAUGAAGACACUUUUUUCCUCAAUGUGGUGGCUUGCUUGAAAGUACUGAGGGAAAAUUCCUACUUGAAACUCCUUCAGCAUCACUCACAGGAUAACUGGCAUGUAUCCCCCUGGGCUGUGCAUUCAUACUACUCAAUGAGGCACCACAUGGUGGUCUUUCCUGCUGGAAUGUUCCGCAGCCCUUUUUUCCACAUGGAGUUUCCCAGUGCUGUGAACUUUGGAGCCAUUGGCGUCUUCAUGGCACAUGAACUUCUUCACACGUUCUAUGGUUAUGUGCUGCCUGGGGGCUGUCCUUCAUGCAACAGGAGUGCACUACAGAAAUCUAUAGACUGCUUGGUUGAACAGUAUGAAAGCUAUGACUUUAAGGUCAAUGGUACUUUUACACUGUUGGAGAAUACAGCUGACACUGGAGGCCUCGCCAUUGCUUACCAGGCCUAUAAGAAUUGGCUGAAAAAGCACAAAGAGAAGGAUUUACCUAAGACUGGACUUUCACACGAUCAGCUUUUCUACCUCAGUUUUGCUCAUGCAAUGUGUGGACACCAGGAUCCUGAGAAACUGCAGUCUUCCCUGAACACAGAUCCGCACAGUCCCUUGCCACUUCGUGUCUCUGGGCCUGUCAGCAAUAGCCAGGACUUUGCCAAGCACUUCCACUGUUCCAGUGGAUCCCCAAUGAACCCAGACAACAAGUGCCACAUCUGGUAA
Messenger RNA from Charadrius vociferus (killdeer), 2157 nucleotides. It is a transcript of the gene KEL, whose product is annotated as Kell blood group, metallo-endopeptidase. Lineage: Eukaryota; Metazoa; Chordata; Aves; Charadriiformes; Charadriidae. Gene Ontology annotation, cellular component: plasma membrane. Gene Ontology annotation, molecular function: metalloendopeptidase activity. The coding region runs from base 1 to 2157 and encodes 718 amino acids. Gene Ontology annotation, biological process: protein processing. The transcript has 18 exons. The record is from RefSeq and is a predicted model, not a curated record.